Talaromyces proteolyticus is the source of this 2086-nucleotide messenger RNA. Its product is annotated as putative UDP-galactose transporter. The transcript is spliced from 4 exons. NCBI's taxonomy places the organism in Eukaryota, Fungi, Ascomycota, Eurotiomycetes, Eurotiales, Trichocomaceae. Gene Ontology annotation, biological process: pyrimidine nucleotide-sugar transmembrane transport. The record is from RefSeq and is a predicted model, not a curated record. Gene Ontology annotation, cellular component: Golgi membrane. Bases 476 to 1825 code for a protein of 449 amino acids. Gene Ontology annotation, molecular function: UDP-galactose transmembrane transporter activity.
CUCAGGCAUUCAAGGCUAGUCAGGGGCUCGUCAGCGCCACCGCUUUCAGCCUACCCCGGAUCGGUCGUCCGUUGUGGUCGCUUGUUUCCAGUCCAACAGGGGAAGGGGACUUGACAAAAAAAUCCUCUGUGUAGACUACAACAUUCUGUUUCUUUCUUAUUUCUUUCAUCCGAGUUUAUUAUCCAGUCUCCUAUCGUCUCUCCCUCUCCUGCGUCCUCUCUUCGAUGCGCUCGUCCGCUCCUGGCGAUACUUCGAUCACUACGCCAAGCUUUCGACGUCAUUGAUCUUCCUCGGCAGGAAACCCCCUACCCCCAGCGUCAGGCGCACCCAGCGAUCGCAUAGGGUGGAGUUCAUAUAUUCUUCUGCCAUAGACAGACUCUUCUGGCGACCGGGAUUUGAGAAAAACACACUUCUCCCCGUCCGUACAACAGAGGGAUAGGCGGUUUUCCCGGUGGCGGGACACACACAAAAAACCAUGGGAGAGAAUACGCGAAAGUCGAGGUUUCCUUACCACAUCACAUCUGUUUUUCUGUUGAUGAUACAGUAUGCAGUCUCCGUCGUGCUGCUUCAUUAUUCACGGGUAAUGCCAGCUGUUGGUGGGAAACGAUAUGUGACUUCCACGGCGGUAUUCCUGACUGAGGCGAUCAAGUUGGCCAUCUCUUUGACAGUGGCCUUGUAUGAGGUUUCCAAGAAAGUUCCACCAUCGAUGCCCGCCACGUCCCUGUUUUUCUCGUUGACAAAUGCUGUAUUUUCGGGUGACAGCUGGAAACUUGCGUUGCCGGCAGUCCUUUUCACGCUGGCUAAUUCGCUUCAAUAUCUAGCACUGUCCAAUGCGGUGCCUGCCACCUUCCAAAUCACGUAUCAGAUCAAGCUGCUCUUCGCCGCUGUCUCUGGCUUCUUGAUACUGCGUCGGAGUAUUCCCAUGCGCAACUGGGGGCUGCUUCUAUUCCUCGCGAUCGGCGUCGCCCUGCUUCAGUUGCCGGGACAGGAAAGCGACCAGCUUGUCGCUCGGGAUGAUCAUCUGCACUUUCCCCGAUACCUGGAAGAAUGGAAACAACGAACCGCGGCUGGCGCGGGAAAAUUCCAGAAACGAUCUGCGAGCUAUGAAGGAAUCGAAGAGGAUAUGUUGCUCGAACACCCUCCUCUGAACUCUAGCAUUGGGCUGUUUGCGACCCUCGGUGCAUCUGUUGCCUCGGCACUGGCAACGACCUAUCUCGAAAGAGUAAUCAGGGAUAGUUCCACACAGAGGUCAUUAUGGAUGCGGAAUGUACAGCUGGCUCUGUAUUCCGUUUUCCCGGCCUUGUUCAUCGGCGUUAUCUUCCUCGACGGCGAGACGAUCGCGAACCAGGGGUUUUUCGGUGGUUACAAUUGGGUUGUAUGGACUCUGAUUGCCGUUCAGACAAUCGGCGGUAUUGGUGCUGCUUUCACCAUCGCGCAUACGGAUAAGACUGCGAAAACUAUGGCCACUGGUUUGAGUAUUAUUUUGAGCACAAUUGUCAGUUUGUCUGUGUUCGACUUGGAGUUAUCAGCAAACUUCUUUAUGGGUGCAGCGGUAGUUUUGGUUGCCACAUUCCUCUACAGCAGCCAGCCAUCCAGUAUUCCUAUCAAAAUGCGACCGCCUCCAAUUCGCAUUGAAACCUAUGAAAAGGGAGAAGACGGGUCGCAGCUGGUGUCUGCGCCAAACGACUUCUCCAUCAAACUGCCAACCACCCCAUUGCUGUCUGCUGCCGGGUUGUCUACGUCGCGCCCAGCGUCUCCAAGCUAUUCGAGGGUCAAAUCAAGCGAGAAUGCGCCGAGUGGUUAUUUUCCCAAGUUAGAAGAGUAAGAUGAACAGCAUAGGACGCGCAUCGUCUGCUUGCUUGGUGUUGGUAUUAGAAGGAUCAGAGAUAAAAGGAGUGUAUGUUAGUAUUUGAGGGCUUAUCGGACAAACACGUUUUGCUUUUGGCACCAGUCAUAGAUAGCAUGGGAUGGAUUGGAUGGAUUACUGGGGGGAGCUCGUUUUUGAUGCAUAAUAUACCACGAUUUAUGACAGCUUUGCUUUUGUGCUAGUCUAUUUGCUAGAGAAUUACAGAAUGUUUUCUCUUUA